AAUUCCCAAAUUCAAAUCCCUAAAGCCCCAAAGAGCGCGAGCGACACAGUCGAGAGAGAGAGAGAGACGGUGAAAAAAUGGAGCACAACCAAGCUGUGGAUGGACUUCUAAACCUGUUUUCCAAGGCCAAUCGCGACCUCUCCGCAGUGCAGCACAAGCUCCACAAAGAAUUCCAGCAAACCUACCCCGAAAACACAAAUCCGAUGAAGCUGGUGGAGAGGCUGAAAAAGAUAGAGGAAGAAAUGUCAUCAUUGAAGGACGAGUGCCGCGAGCUUCUCGCAUGCAAAACAGGUCCUACCAUCGCAAAACAUUUCUUGUAAUUUGUUAUGUGAUGCUCAGCAAACAGACACAAAUCAAAAAGGGACAAAGCUAGCUUGGUGUGUGAAAGAAGAUGUAGGCCCUAAUGUCAUCUUGGUGUGUGGCUAGUGAAGAUAAGGCACGUGGGAGUCAAAAGGGUUUCUCUCUGUGGGCACGAGUGCAUAAUCUAUAUCAAGAAGCUCGAACAAAUAAUCUGGAAGAACUCGGCGAAAGAAACAUUGAUAUGAUAAAAGGUCGUUGGAAACGACUUAAUGAAAAUGGAAACAAGUGGGUUGCUGCUUACAAGGAAGCAUGUGCUCUGAAAAGGAUUGGAAUGAGCCUAGCGGAUGUUGAGUUAGAAGCUCAUGCAAUUUAUGAAGCAAGUGGUAGCAAGUUUCGGGAUUCAGUUGUAUUUAAUGAAGUUAUGAGUAAACAUCCCAAGUGGGACUUAACAUCUCAAGAUUUUUCACGACUACAUCCUAAAAACAAAGAGACUAUUCCAGAAAGUCCUAAAAAUGAAGAGACAAUUCAAGAAAGUGGUGGCAGCUCCAAAAGAUCAAGGACUUCUGAAGAUGGGGAUUAUUCUAUGCCUUCCAAUUUAGAAACUCCAAGUAUUGGUUGUUCGACUAUUCCCUGUCCUAAAAGUCCUAAAACUCCUAAUGCAUCAGAAUCUUUAUCUAAUAAUGAAGUUGCUGCAGAAAUUCGUGCAUUGAGACUCAUUAUAGAUAGUGAGGCUGAAGUAAUGAGUAAAUUGGGAAGUGCGAGAAUCGACUUAGAGCUCAAAAAAGAAAAACGAAAGGCUAUGAAGAUGAAUCAAGUUUUGUUGAACACGUUGUUGGCGAAAGAUCAUUUAUCGGCAGAAGAUGAAGGGAUAAAACAUCGUCUAAUGGAAAUUGUGUUUAGAUAGUGAAAGUAGUUUAAUUUCAUGUAAUUUUAGUUUUUCACUUUAGUUAUCUAAUUAUAUAAUUUGACUACACAAUUGAGUUGA
Molecule: messenger RNA, 1285 nt
Organism: Salvia miltiorrhiza (redroot sage)
Lineage: Eukaryota; Viridiplantae; Streptophyta; Magnoliopsida; Lamiales; Lamiaceae
Exons: 3
Coding region: 404-1204 (266 amino acids)
Biological process (GO): cell division; mitotic cell cycle; chromosome segregation
Cellular component (GO): spindle microtubule; outer kinetochore
Molecular function (GO): microtubule binding
Source: RefSeq, a predicted model, not a curated record